This is a messenger RNA of Hymenoscyphus albidus, 1260 nucleotides long. NCBI's taxonomy places the organism in Eukaryota, Fungi, Ascomycota, Leotiomycetes, Helotiales, Helotiaceae. The record is from the annotation of a GenBank genome assembly.
AUGCCUACUUUCUCCGCAAGUUCUUGUAAAAUUAACUUGAUAUUGUAGUACAAAUCCCUAACACAACCCUUCGCAUACAGCGUCUAGUUAGAUUCUUCGCCAAGGACGGCAAAACAUAUUACGGAGAUGCUAUCCUCCCUCAUGGAGUAACUGACAUAUCGAAAGCCAAGCAAGCAAAAGUGAUCACCGGUGAGAUCUCUGGAAAGUAUAGUGUUACCCAACAGGUAGCCGAGAUCCGAACGUUACUCUCCCCAUUGGCAUUGGAAGAUGUUAAGACAGUUCGAUGUCUAGUCCUCAAUUAUGAGCAACACGCAAGAGAGGUAAAUUACCUCGCAAUGGACCGAAUAACCAGCAGUGAACUGUUUCCUCAAUUAUUUCUCCUUUCUAGGACACUUGUAGGUUAAUAGCCUGAAGCUUUUGGGCAAUAACUUCAGUUGUCCUAGAAAUUUCGGUUAAUCAUCUUGAAUGCUCAAAACCAUUAAAACAAUCAGAUCCGUUGAAUCAAGUUGCAAGAAUCCGAGGCUCUUUGCUGCCGCUUUCUUGUGGAACCCCAACUCAGGCUCGACACUUCUCGCUAACCAAAGCUUCAGUCAAAUAUGCCCAUCCCAAAAUUCCCAAUUCUAUUUGUAAGUACCGCCUUACCUCUCUGAAAAUAUUGUCUCACAACAAGUUAGUAUAAACCCGUGACUUCCCUUUCAGGACCCACCUCCACAAUACCAAUUCAUCCACUCGCUCAACAAGGAGAAGGACUAGACUACGAAUGCGAGCUCGUCGCCAUCAUCGACAAACCCUGCACCGACGUCUCUGAAUCCGAAGCUCUCUCGUAAGUCUUAGGAUAUAGCAUCGGCAACGACGUCUCCCACCGAGACUGGCAAAUCAAGCACGGAGGCGGGCAAUGGUCACUCGGAAAAGGGUUUGACGGGUGGGCACCUUGGAGUCCAGGAAUCGUCAGUAGUAGCAUCAUCCAAGACCCUCAGAACUUGAGGAUUUCGACAAAGGUUAAUGGGGUGACGAUGCAGGAUAAUAACACGAGCGAUAUGAUUUUUGGUGUGGCGAAGACCAUUGCGUUUUUGAGUCAGGGGACUGACUACUUUGCUACAUGGGGAUUUGAUUUUUACUGGGACGCCACAGGGUGUGGGCAUGGGGAGGAAACCUCAGGUGUGGUUGAAGGAUGGGGAUGUUGUUGAGGUUGGGCUUGAGGGCGCAGGUACGUGUGUUAAUAAGGUUGAGUUCAUGGAGAAGACGGUGGCAAAGCUGUAA